Paramecium octaurelia is the source of this 776-nucleotide messenger RNA. The record is from the annotation of a GenBank genome assembly. Lineage: Eukaryota; Ciliophora; Oligohymenophorea; Peniculida; Parameciidae.
AAUGAAUCGUCUUUUUGGUACCUCUAAAUAAGAACCACCAAAAUAAUAACCCCCCCCUCCCUAAAAUCCCUAAUAACCUAAGGUAAUAGACUUGUCUGAGCAAUAAAAAAGAGUAAGAUUUAUAACUAAUGAAGUCUGAAGCUAAAGUUAAGGAAUUGACUGAAUAGAUCUAAGAAUUAGAUAAACAAAUAUGUGAACAAUAUUAAAAAGCUAAAACCUCUAGGGGAGUACAGCAAACUACGGCUAAGUCAAGAGCAGUAAUGCUUCUUAAGAGAAAGAAGAUGUACCUGCUUUACAUAAGAUUAGGUUGGAACAAUAAUUAGGAUAAAUGCUCAAUAAUUAAAUGACCUUAGAUCAAGUAGCAUUUACUAAAGAGAACAUUUAAAAUACACUUGAAAUGGUUUCUAAUUUAAUUUUUAUAUAAGGCUUAAGCAAUGUAGCAAGUUGUUGCUGUUCAAAAAGAAGCAUUCAAAGAAAUUGAUAUGGAUAAAUUAGAGGGUAUAAUGCUUCCUUACUAUCGUUAGACCUCAUGGAUGAUAUGGAGGAUAUGAAGUUUGAAACUGACUACAUGAAUGAUAUGAUGAAUAGAAAUUAUUCAUGCGAUGUCGACGAAAGUGAGUUAGAUAGAGAAAUGGCAGAAAUAGAAAAUGAUAUGAAUUUCAACGCAUUUCAGCCCCAGCAAAUAGAGCAGCAAGCUCCUAAAUAAGUUUAACAUUUAAAUUAUAAUGUAGAAUCAGAUAAACUAACAGCAAUUCUUUAACGCUUACACCAAUUGA